AUGGCAAGCAAAGACGACCAUAACGAUGACGAGAUCCGUGAACAGGACCGUUUCCUUCCAACUGCAAACAUCUCUCGUAUCAUGAAAGUUUCGCUACCUUCGACAGCCAAGAUUGCCAAAGACGGCAAAGAGACGGUACAAGAGUGUGUGAGCGAAUUUAUUUCGUUUAUUACAAGCGAAGCGAGUGACAAAUGCCAACAAGAAAAGCGCAAGACUAUUAAUGGCGACGAUAUUAUCUGGGCUAUGAGUACUUUAGGCUUUGACUCGUAUGUAGAGCCACUUAAGCUUUAUCUUCAAAAAUACCGCGAAUCGGUCAAGGUGGAGAAGAAUGACAAGAAAGACAACGUCGGGUCUUUUGGUGCUUCCUCGUAG
Plasmopara halstedii is the source of this 372-nucleotide messenger RNA. RefSeq names its product nuclear transcription factor y subunit beta. Gene Ontology annotation, biological process: regulation of transcription by RNA polymerase II. Gene Ontology annotation, molecular function: RNA polymerase II cis-regulatory region sequence-specific DNA binding; DNA-binding transcription activator activity, RNA polymerase II-specific; protein heterodimerization activity. NCBI's taxonomy places the organism in Eukaryota, Oomycota, Peronosporomycetes, Peronosporales, Peronosporaceae. Gene Ontology annotation, cellular component: nucleus; CCAAT-binding factor complex. The transcript has a single exon. The record is from RefSeq and is a predicted model, not a curated record. The coding region runs from base 1 to 372 and encodes 123 amino acids.